UGGAUUUUCCGUGUGUAUACACAUCCGUUCACGAAACCAUAAUUAACAUUUUGUCUUGGCCUUAAGUGCAAAAAGCGUGAAGCCAAAUGAACAACAAACAUUUAUUACGUCUCCAGCUGUUUCCCAACGAACACACUAUUUAUUGUUUGUCAGCUUAAAAUUAAAAGUGAAUCUGCUGUUUUAGAGAAAAUCCCCUCAUAGUGUUAAGUUUUCCAGUCAUGAGUGACAUGAGUGAAUUAGUCAUUGUAUUCGCGUUGUUAGCAGUAGGAAAAAUCCACGGGCAAGGGGCAGUCGCAGCCGUGCCGCCAGUUUUGUACGUACGGCCUUCAACAGUGCCCGUGUAUAGUAACAGACCGGUUUCCGUACAGGAAUACAUCGGGACUCGGACUGCGCCACCACCGACGCGACUCUACACGAAUCCACCUCGACCAGCUGAUCGCAAUCCUGACUUUACGCAAAAAGUUGAAGCAAGUGGCAACCUUAACCUUCUGCUGUCGACCGUGAGAGAGAACCAACCAAAACGGAAGUUGUUUGUUUCAUCCAAAUUACCAGACAAGAUGAAUCGACCUUUAGACGAAAAUGAUCCGCUGAAUAACACAAUAAAUAAAAAAGAAUAUUUGAGUAACGAUGUUUACGAAGACUUCAACCUUGACAAGAACAGGACUUCAGAAAAUGCUGUGAAACCUUUUCAACCUUAUACACCACAAAGUGAAAAUGUGUCAGCUGUGAAACCAGUAAAUGUGGAUAAAAAUUAUAUGCUAGAUAUUGCAAUCCUUCCUAAAGUGAGUUUGGAUGAACGAUCAUCUUUUAAUGGUGACCAGUGUCCCGAGGGUUACGCUAAAGUUAACGGGCAGUGCGUGAAGGCAGACUGAUUGAACUCCGACACGUGAAUGGAGAAGAUGGAAGUGUCCGCGUGAGAAACACUCCAGCCCACCUAAGUCCUAACACACAGUAUUAAAGUGUAAUUACUCAAUAAAUUCGUGAUAAUUAUGUAAGUAGGUACCAUUUGUUACAGGUACUUUAGCAUGUAAAUAAUUUUUUGAUUGCAGCAAGUAAUGAAUCAAAAGAAUGUUCUUUUGACGGUG
Molecule: messenger RNA, 1085 nt
Organism: Spodoptera exigua (beet armyworm)
Lineage: Eukaryota; Metazoa; Arthropoda; Insecta; Lepidoptera; Noctuidae
Source: the annotation of a GenBank genome assembly